CUACAUGUACAAAGACAGAGAAAAAAACAGAACAAACAGGUACAGUCGCCUCAUAUCAGGUCUACUUAUUUUAACUGUGGAGAAAAAGAAGAAAUGUCCAUGUUCAGUCUAAAGCUUCUUUGUCUCCUGUCGUGUUUCUUGAGCUGCUCUCCACUCUUAGAGGUGAAAGUAAAAACGGGAAAGAAUGCCACUCUUACCUGUCAGGGCCCCACCGAUGCUGACAUCAAACAGUUGGAGUGGACCAAAGCUGAUCUGGAGUCAGAUGACUACGUGUUUUUCUUCAGAGAUAAGCAGACAUAUGACAACUACCAGCUUUCUUCUUUUCAUGGUCGGGUAAAGCUUCGAGAUCCAGAGAUGACUAACGGAAACGUGGAUGUGAUUCUGAGCAACGUCACCGACUACGACGCUGGAACAUAUGAGUGUUAUGUUGGAAAGACCACCUCUGAACGCAGAAAGAGGUCUGCACCUGAACUCAUCAACAGCAUCAGAUUGGUGGUGGAAGACCAUAUCACAGCUAAAUCUGGACAACGGGUCGUUCUGUCCUGUAACAGUAACGGCCCCGUCACUGAUGUGGAGUGGAAGCGAGAAGAUCUGAUCAAAGCAGGUGAUGUCUUCAUAUCUACAGAUGGGAAACACAUAUCUGACAAGCAGCAUCCGUAUUUUAAGAACUGGGUAGAGCUGAAGGACACAGAGAUGGAGAAUGGAGACAUUUCUUUGGUUCUGAAAGAGGCCAUGACUGUUGACAGUGGAAUAUACGAAUGUUAUGACACCCAGGGAAAAAGACGCAAGAUAAGAUCUGUCACCUUGACAGUGGAACCAGGCCCCAGUAGGGAUGGAAAAACUACAAAUGGCUAAGCCAAGGAUGAAGGAGGCUGUGACGGCCACGCCGUUAGUGAUUGUUUGGUUUGUAAAAACAUGUAACCAACAUCAGUUUAAUGACCACACAUAUUCUUUUGAUUUCACACAGCACACACUUUAUUUUGGAAGUAUGUUAUCUGAUUUGAGUGCAUGCAUUUUCUUUAACAUUCUGUCUUAGUCUAAUUUGUUUUACCUUUCUUUGUGUUCGGGUGCGUUCUCAGUGAGUGGUCAAGUGUGUGAGCCCAGGAGGGGGAAUCUUCCCCUUGCAGUAUGGUUUUAUUUUAGGCUUCGUGUUGGGGGUAAUAGUGCGUUUUAGUUUAUAUUUGGUUUGUUGUGCAAAUAUUAUCUUUGUUUAAUCUUGUAUUUAAAUUAAGUUUAGUGGUUGUGGUUUCUGCAGAUUUCUCUGAUCUGUUACUGUGAGCUUCAAGCUCUUUGAUAUCUUGGUGAUAGCACCACUGCACAUAGUUACAACAAAAUAUAUAUUUUUUUCUUUUGAAAUAAUGAAUGUGUGGAAGUAAACAACUGAAUUUUAUUCUAAUUGCAUAAAAGGUGUGUCUUCUGCAGACUUUAUUGAUCAUCUGGCAACUCAAUGUAAGGUGUAAAUAUGACGAAUAAAGUCUUAAUAGCAUUCA
Betta splendens (Siamese fighting fish) is the source of this 1490-nucleotide messenger RNA. RefSeq names its product butyrophilin subfamily 2 member A2-like. NCBI's taxonomy places the organism in Eukaryota, Metazoa, Chordata, Actinopteri, Anabantiformes, Osphronemidae. The transcript has 4 exons. The record is from RefSeq and is a predicted model, not a curated record. Gene Ontology annotation, cellular component: external side of plasma membrane. Gene Ontology annotation, biological process: immune response; cell surface receptor signaling pathway; positive regulation of T cell proliferation. Bases 94 to 855 code for a protein of 253 amino acids.